AUGCUGGGAAAUCCACUUCAUCCCCAGAAACUACAGGUGGAAAACACAAGGCAGUUUGAGGAUCAGCUUGUGUCCCUGAGGGACCAGCUUGAAUACAUGCCUGAGGUAAAGAAGGUCAGCACAACGCCAAAUUCUGUUACUAUUUACCUAGAAAAGCUAACCAACAUGGUGCAAACGUAUGCCAUAAACAUAGUCCAGAUUUUUAUGGUGAUGAAUCUGAAACCUGCUGUUGUCAAGGUGUUCGACUAUUAUUUCCCAGAGGAAAACUCGGUGACCAGUUACACAAUGAACUCUUCAUGUUCCUACACUUUUUUCUCUCUUGGAACCUUUACCAACUAUAAAACGUAUGGACUUGAUGGAGCAGUAUACUAUGUAACCCUAAUCCCAGCCGAGCUCCACUUCCCUUCCACAGAUCAGGUGUGUCUGCAUCUGGAAACCGACAAACCCAACAAUCUCACUAUCCAAGUUACAGUGACCCUUGAGGUCAAAGGUAACGUGAUUGAACUGUUUACGGGGACCAAUCCGACUACAAGCCCUCUUCAAUGCUAUAAUUUCAAGGUAGGAAUGGAGGUUGACAUGUUUGGUACCAUAGCAGAAGUAGAUGGUGACCUUGCAUCUUUUGAGAUCUUUUUGAAUGAUUGGCCUGGAGUUCCACCUCCCGAUGGAGGUUUAGAGGAAGUCGCCACUGUACGUAUUGUAGGAAAGGGAGAUGCUCAGUUUUCGCAGAGUAAAUAUGUUCUGAUACGUAGAAUAAGCAAUGGUGUUGUGGUCCAAACUGAUAAACCUACCUACCGGCCAAGCCAAACUGUUUUAUUCCGCAUUUUGACUCUAAAUGAAAAGUUCUUCACUGCAAAGAAUCAGUACCAUGUGGUGGAACUAAAGGAUUCUAAGAGUAACCGUAUUGCCCAGUGGCUGGAUAUCAAAACCAACUCAGGAAUUGUUGACCUGAGUUUUGACCUGACCUCUGAGCCUCUCCUCGGCACCUACACUAUUAAUGUGGAUAAUGGGCAGACUCUAAAAACCUUUAUUGUCCAGGAAGAAGUGCUGCCACGGUUUGAAGUGACCAUUGAAAAGCCAGUUGAAAUAUAUGUCCUGGAUUCCUUAUUCGAGCUGAAAGUCUGUAGCAGGUAUACGUAUGGAAAAGGAGUCAGUGGGUCUGUUGAAGUUCGUAUGUGUUACUCCACGUAUCGUCAGCCAGAUGAUAUUUGCAUCACCUCUGAAGGUCAAACAGACCUCAAUGGUUGCUUUUCAACAACUGUUGAAACACAAUUCUUCAGCCUUUCUGAGUUUGCUUAUUACAAUUACAAAUCAAUCAAGAUAAUUGCAGUUGUUGAAGAGGUUGGAACAGGGGUAAAGAUCUCAUCUGAUAAACAAAUUCCCAUUGCUUUCAAUGCUGGAACAUUAAAGUUUCAGGACAUGGAUACAUAUUAUAAAGUAGGGCAUCCAUAUAGUAUAACGUUGGUGGUGCUGAAUCGGGAUGGAAGUGCAGUCAAGUUUUUUAUAGCCUCUCUCCAAAUCAGUUUUGGGACCGAAACAGUUAUAAUGGAAGGUCAGACCAAUGACAUGGGGCAAAUUGUUUUCAUCCUGGACACCUCCAAAUGGACUGGAUCUGUCUCUCUGACCGGGUUUUAUAAAACACUGUAUGCAACGUACGGAAUCCCCAAGAGUCCUUUUUAUAAUCCAGUCUAUCAAACGGUGUAUCCAUAUUACAGUGAGGCACAGAGUUUCCUGAGGAUGGAUCCCAUAUUUAGUGUUAUUCUAUGUGAUAAACGAGUAAAUAUCAAAGUAACAUAUGAACUCAGCCUGAGGGAUCUAAGUCAAGACUCCAAAAGUGUUCAAUUUACCUAUAUUAUUAUUGGAAGAACUGGGAUUUUGGUAUCUGGUCAAAGAUCGAUUAUUCUUACCAAGACAAACCCUGUGAAAGGUGCCUUCUAUCUACCUAUCAUCUUCACAUCCGAUUUUGGUCCAGCACCAAAGAUGAUUGGUUAUAUUCUUCUGAAUAAUGGGACAAUGACCGCAGACAGACUGCGUUUCACGACAGAGACAUGCUUUCCCAACAAGGUGAACUUGAAAUUCCCAGUGAGAGAAGCGCUCCCAAAAACUUUACUCAAUUUACAUAUGGAAGCAUCGGCUGACUCAGUAUGUGGUCUACGAGUUGUGGACAAAAGUGUUCAAAUUUCUUACACUGAUCAGGAACUGACAGCUGACAAGGUGUACAGCCUGUUCCAAUUUUCUGAUCGCUCCGGAUAUGAUAGUAGAAUUGAUGAAAUUAAUUCAUUACCAUGCAUGAGACGUUACUCAUGGACAGUUGACGGCAUGCUGAAUGGGAAUACUCAGUUUACGGACAUCCUCAGUCUCUUCAGGGAUGUAGGAGUAAAGAUCCUGACAAAUGCUUUCAUUCAGAAGCCACCUGAAAGAACUAUGUGCCCCUUGCUACAAUUUAAACUUCCCGUCUUGAUGGCGCAAGAAGUCCUAGCUGUUGAUGCACCACAGAUCAAAUUUGACUCAAUUCCGGCUCCUGAAAAUAAUGUUCGGGAAGAUUUCCCUGAAACCUGGUUAUGGAAACUUAUGGUAAUUGGUAAAAUGGGAAAAGCAGACCUUAAUGUUACAGUACCGGACACCAUCACAGACUGGAGUGCAGGGAUAUUCUGUACCGGACCCUCUGGCUUUGGCCUUUCUGCACCUGCAUACGUCCGUGCUUUUCAGCCAUUCUUUGUGGAGAUGAGUCUGCCAUAUUCUGUGGUCCUGGGAGAGUUAUUCAAUCUCAAAGCUUCCGUUUUCAACUAUCUGGAUGACUGUAUAAAGGUACAAGUCUCCAUACCUAUCAGCCAGGAUUUGAAGGUGGACACAUGUCCUACAUGCCAGUAUUCCAGAUGCGUGUGUUCAAAUCGUAGCAUUAUCUUCAGUUGGAAUGUUACAGUCAAAGCUAUUGGUUUGGUGACACUCACAGUGAAAGCAGAGGUUGUGAACAGCACAGAACUCUGUGAGGGAAAGAAGAUCAUAAAGCCAGCUAAUGGAAACAUAGAUAUAGAGAAGAGACAACUUCUUGUGAAACCUGGAGGCAUCAGGAAGGAAAAGUCGCAAUCGUUCUUUUACUGUUUGAAAGGGUCAAGUGAAAAAAUACUGGGAUCAUUCUCUUUGCUUCUUCUUGACGUUGUUGUGGAAAAUUCUGUGAACGCCUAUAUAUAUGUCAUGGGUGACCUACUGGGCUCAUCGUUGCAGAAUUUGAACAACCUGCUGCAGAUGCCUUAUGGUUGUGGGGAGCAGAACAUGUUAACCACUUCUACCAUAGUAUACGUUUUACAAUAUCUGGAGGCCACAGGCCAGUUGACCCCUGAAGUGAGAUCACAAGCUACGAGCUACCUCCAGAGUGGGUAUCAACGAGAGCUAAAUUAUAAGCAUUCAGAUGGAUCAUAUAGUGCAUUUGGAGAGUCAGAUGGUGAGGGCAGUACUUGGCUUACUGCUUUUGUAGUGAAGUGUUUUUCCCAAGGGAAACUUUACAUAUUUAUUGAUGAAGAUCUAAUCAAUAAGGCUGUGACAUGGCUUGGAACACUGCAGCAGAAUGAUGGAUGUUUUAAGAGUGUGGGGAGAGUUAUUCACACACUCAUGAAGGGAGGUGUAGAGGAUGAUGUGUCUCUGUCUGGGUAUAUCACUGCUGCACUACUAGAAAUGGGAAUUCCUCAAAAUAACAUUAUCCUGGCCAAUGCGUUGAACUGCAUACGAAACAAAGUCCCUAAUCUGACAAAUCCUUACACUCAGGCCCUGCUGGCGUAUGCUUUCACGCUUGCCAAUGAUCUAGCAAAGAGGGCAAUUCUUCUGAACAAACUGUAUCAAGUGGCAAACUUGUCAGAUGACGAGACACACUGGGAGUACAAACUACAGUCUUCAGGAUCAAGAGGUGGAGCGUCAGCCAGUGUGGAGUUAAGCUCUUAUAUUCUACUGGCUUUGGUCUCAGGUUCUGAUGUGACUACAGAAGAUAUUGAGAAAGCAUCACGCAUUGUACGGUGGUUAAUCAAACAGCAAAACCCCAGUGGAGGCUUCUCAUCCACACAGGAUACAGUUGUGGCCAUUCAGGCACUGGCCAAAUACUUGCGGGUCACCUUUACGGACCAAAUGAAUGUGCUGGUGAAUGUGUCUGAUAAGAAAGGAUUUCAAAAACGGUUCCAAGUGAAUUCACAGAACCGUCUUUUACAGCAGAGUGAGACUCUGCCACAUGUACCAGGAGAAUAUUCUUUAAUUGUCACGGGCUAUGGUUGUGUCUACAUUAAGAGUGUCCUGAAAUACAACGUUUAUCCAAAAACCAGUCGCUCGACGUUUGACCUC
Messenger RNA from Pelobates fuscus (common spadefoot toad), 4323 nucleotides. RefSeq names its product alpha-2-macroglobulin-like protein 1. Lineage: Eukaryota; Metazoa; Chordata; Amphibia; Anura; Pelobatidae. Gene Ontology annotation, cellular component: extracellular region. The annotation marks the transcript as partial. Gene Ontology annotation, molecular function: endopeptidase inhibitor activity. The record is from RefSeq and is a predicted model, not a curated record. The transcript is spliced from 34 exons.